CAACGCUACCGGACGAAUCGUAUCAAUACACGAAUUUGAAAGUCUCGUAACUGUAACGUAAACUGUUGGGCUCAACGAAAAUUACAAGCAUAUGUCAAUCGGACUCGCGAAUUUCACGCGACAGUUACGAAUCUGCUUCCCCCGCCGAGCCUGUGGCUCGCGAAUACGUGUAAAUUGCGAGAUGCAUCGUUCGUACUCGGAUUUGCCGACGAUUCCGAUCCGCUUGUGAACGAGUGUGAGUGAGUCAGCUGUUAACACCGCUGGAAGCCGAUGUGACGGUUAAAGCGCCGAGAAACGAUACUGCGGCAGGAUGUGCGACUUGAUAGAUUUAAAUAGCUCCGGCUUGAAGGAUUUGGCGAAUUCGGGACUGGCGUCGCCUCUGAUCCCCGUGCCGAGGAACGUGGAGGAGUCCUCCGGCGAGCAGGUCGACGCCUCGGUAACCGGGAAGAACGGGAGUCUGGGUAGCAAUCCGUUUGAUAGCAUGCUGCACGAGACCACCGAGUACAUCAGAAGGAAAGGCGAUCCGUUCGAAGUUGUGUUGCAGCGAGCCUUGAAGUUCGAGAGCAGGAAGGACCACGCGAAGGAGCCGAUAGCGGCGCAACCGGUGAAUUUCGCCGAUGAUGAUUUUACCUUGAUACACGGGAAAGGAAUGAUGAACAGGACGCUGGAUGAAUCCUUGAUCGAGGACGGUGGGAAUUCGAUAGACGGGGAGGAAGAGGGAAUCACCAGUGUUGUUGCUGGCAACGCCGAUGUUACUUGCGAUGCGGCGGCGGAAAGUGACAAGCCUGGCCCCGAGCAGAGUAACAAAGUAACGGCCUGCAUGGAUCCGUAUGAAUUGGCGAUUUUAAAUCAAUCGGCGAUGAACGACACGUUGUUGGAAGCAGAGUUCAAGCACAAAACGGAUAGCGAAAUGUCGAUCUUUCUGGAGAAGAAUCCAUCGUUCAAGGAAUUCAUCCUUCCCGCAAGCUCGAACCUCAAAUUACGAUCGAAUCUUCAGCGUUCCUUGUCGCAGGAGGAUAGGAAGUCAGAGAAGAGGAAAUUGCAGCGCCAGGAUAGAAGGUCGCAAUUUUCAGCGGAUACAUCGAGGAAAGCUUCACAAAGCGACAGCACCGCGUCGUCCUUCCUGAACAAAGGUUUCUCGGAGAUUGAAGGGAGCCAACAGUCUGUAUUUUCAAAGAUCUCAACAAACUCGGUGUUUUCUAACUUGUCGGAUGUUCCUUUCACGUCAAGAUUGAAUUCGGUUUCAUUAUUAUCGAAUCCAUCAUCGGUAUCGUCAAAUGGCGUCAUGAACAAUGCUUUCAUAGAUAACAACAGUUUGAGGAUGAGUAACGAAAGAAUAAGUACAGAAGCUGAGAAUUCAAUGGAAAUAAAAUCAGUACAAUAUGACUUAUCUGACUUAACGGAAAGACUGAAUAAAUUAAAAUGCGCCAUUGACAGAACAACCAGUACUCUGAUUGUAAAGGAAGAGAUUGGUAAAUCUGACCUCGUGAAAGGGGAGAAUAACAAGCAAGCUAUCGAUGAUAGAUUAAUAGACAUUGAUGUAUUCGUGCCAGAACCGAGUUCCAACGAAGAACAGAAUAAAAGCAUAAAUUCCACUAACUCUUCGGAUUCUGUAUUCACUGACAGUAGCAAAAUCGAUAAGUCAAUACUGAACGAAGCUAAGGCAUUUGCGAGAACUUUUGAAGAGCUGGCUCUAAAAACAGAUUCUGCAUCUAGCUCAUCAGCAGAUGACUUAAUUUCAAACAAUCAUCUGUGGAUGUCAGAUCUUUUACCAGCGUAUGAGGAUGAAGCUGUGGAUAAUUUAAUUGAAUUGCCUAUUUCACCGGAAAAAAACUUAAAAGUCGAUAGAAGCAACGUUUCGAAGCAAUCCACAAAUAUUGAUAGCGCGGUAGAAAAUUUUUUGAAGGAGAUGGAACCACAAUUUGCUGAUGAUGUUUCUACUGUGAGGCAAACAAUGGUAACUACGUUAUUAAUGGAUCUCAAGAAAUUGAUAAAGGCGGAAAACAAUUCGCAAGCGAGCAAAUUAAUCGAUAAUCUAGAGAAUGUUUUGGGUGUGAAGUAUAAAAAUAAUACGGAAUUGUUAGCGAGUUUGAAUGCAUCCGACAAAUCAGAAAAGUUUGGCACAUCCGACGAUAAAUUGGACGAUACCAAACAAUCGGAUGAAGCAAGUAACAAAAGCCAGAAAGAGAAUGAAGAAAUAUCGUCUGUGGAUAAAAUCUGUAAUAAUGAAAAUUCACUGCCGCAUAUAAGUCAUGAAUUAGAAGAUGCGACGCAAGUUACAACUGGUCGCAGUUACAACUCAUUAACUGGAAUUUCAUCUUGUAACAAUGACAGUGAGAAUUGUUUUAAUGUCACGGAUUCACCUAAAACAGCGUUAAAGACUAGUCACUCGGACGAGAAGUUAGCGGUAGAAUUGUUGGUUAAUUUGGGGAAAUUACUGAGCGGCCAGUCUGAGGAUGCCGUGACUUUAAAAUUACUCAAAAGCAUAGGAAAGGCUUUGAACGUUGUGUCAAAUAAUUCCAAAAUCGACGGCGAAUCGCAGAUGGAUAAUGAUAACUCGCGCAAUAUUCGACGAAUUUCUUCCGUGGGAACUUCAGUGCCUGAACGUAAUACAUCUCUGUCCAGCUUAAAAAAAACCUGGCACGAACAAAGCUUCAAUUCGAAACCCCUCGAAAACACGAGAAGAAGAAGUGUUCCCACAAUUAAUUCAUCAAAUGCAAACACGCCUAUAAACUCGAAACGUAAAAGUACAUCCGAAUUGAAAAAUCGAAAGCGUUUCUCGAACAAUAUUGGACUUCUCAGUACGAUUCCAAAUAAAAACAUUCCAAUUUCAGGAGUCUCUAAUGCGAAAAUCGUGGAGACUACAGAGCUUGAUAGCAAGAACGAAAAAUCAUUAGCGAUAAUUGAUGUCAAAAAUAAAUUGAAGAAAAAAGUAGGUGCGGUCGGUAACAGGGGUCCUAUGAAAGCGGUGCAUCCUGUAGGCUCUAUGCAAAAAAAAGCAUCACUUGGAAAACAAACAGCAUCGUCUUCUCAAGUCACCACUCCACCUAAGUCUAACACAGCCGCUUCUUUCGGCAGUAAAAUAAUCAGCAGCACCCCUAAUUCGAUAACUUCGCCCAUACCAGAUAGUCAAACCAAUGGUUCGUCGAAAAUGCAGUUAAUGCCCAUCAGUAAGAAACGUAACUUCUCUUGCGAUAUUUCACCGGUGACUACGCAGAAAGGAGACAAUCCUAGGAGAUCUAACAAGUCGCUGACUACAAAAAAAUGUACGCCUAAACAUCAACAGACGGAUCUAUCGGGUAUUCCGAAAUAUUGCACGCCACCGAGAAAACAACACAAUGCCUCACUUGAUAUGAGCAAAAAUCGUCAGCAAAAGACUUCGCAGUAUUUGAACAAGAGUUUAACGAGUUAUCAACGAUGUUCCCCCAUUCGUUCGAAAAGUGCCGAAAAACAAGUACGGAGUCCUCUCAAAGACAGCAACAAAAUCUUUACUAAAGUAAAACCAUUUAAGUUGAUCUCUAAACUUAAGGGAAACGCCGCUAUCGAUUCCGCCGAAAAAGAGAAUUACUCGGAGCAGAGCGGUCUGAAAAUAUGAAGAUAGAAACAAUCGUGCCGUCGUAUAUCGAUAAAAAAAAACAUGUUAUAGAAAUAGAAAUAAAAAAGGGAAAAAGAAUCGUUACAUAGAAAUUGUUGAGGUAUAUAUAUAUACAUGCCUCACAACGAUUCUCUCUUCCCUUUGUUAUUUUUAUUUCUAUUGGAAGUUGUGAGGCAUAUACAUAUAUAUUUGUAUCCUAUAUGACGAUUUUUUAU
Dinoponera quadriceps is the source of this 3810-nucleotide messenger RNA. RefSeq lists its product as uncharacterized. Lineage: Eukaryota; Metazoa; Arthropoda; Insecta; Hymenoptera; Formicidae. Bases 311 to 3595 code for a protein of 1094 amino acids. The record is from RefSeq and is a predicted model, not a curated record. The transcript is spliced from 8 exons.